Cynara cardunculus var. scolymus (artichoke) is the source of this 579-nucleotide messenger RNA. Its product is annotated as histone H3.2. Bases 32 to 442 code for a protein of 136 amino acids. The transcript has a single exon. The record is from RefSeq and is a predicted model, not a curated record. NCBI's taxonomy places the organism in Eukaryota, Viridiplantae, Streptophyta, Magnoliopsida, Asterales, Asteraceae. Gene Ontology annotation, molecular function: structural constituent of chromatin; DNA binding; protein heterodimerization activity. Gene Ontology annotation, cellular component: nucleosome.
UGAAACCUACAUUCUCUAGAACCCAUCGGCAAUGGCUCGUACGAAGCAAACUGCACGUAAAUCAACCGGAGGAAAGGCUCCAAGGAAGCAACUUGCCACCAAGGCCGCCAGGAAAUCGGCACCGGCGACCGGCGGAGUGAAGAAGCCUCACAGAUUCCGUCCUGGCACGGUUGCGCUCCGUGAAAUCAGAAAGUACCAGAAGAGCACUGAGCUUUUGAUCAGGAAGCUUCCGUUCCAGAGACUGGUUAGAGAAAUCGCACAGGAUUUCAAAACCGACCUGAGGUUUCAGAGUAGCGCCGUGGCUGCGCUCCAGGAAGCGGCGGAGGCGUAUUUGGUCGGACUUUUCGAGGACACAAAUCUGUGUGCGAUUCAUGCCAAGAGAGUGACGAUAAUGCCCAAGGAUAUUCAACUUGCUCGAAGGAUUCGUGGCGAGAGGGCUUGAUUAACUUGUAACAUUGCAAUUUUUGGUUGGGUAAUAUUCUGGAUAUUUGGUUUAGUGAACAUUGUUCCAUGAAAAUAUGCUGUUUAGAUUUUGGGGUUUGGUGGUUUCAUGCUAUGAAUUUUAUAUUUGAAGUUAUG